Molecule: messenger RNA, 2276 nt
Organism: Callithrix jacchus (white-tufted-ear marmoset)
Lineage: Eukaryota; Metazoa; Chordata; Mammalia; Primates; Cebidae
Gene: PLCZ1
Product: phospholipase C zeta 1
Biological process (GO): lipid metabolic process; positive regulation of cytosolic calcium ion concentration involved in egg activation; intracellular signal transduction
Cellular component (GO): nucleus
Molecular function (GO): phosphatidylinositol-4,5-bisphosphate phospholipase C activity; calcium ion binding
Source: RefSeq, a predicted model, not a curated record
UGUGCAGUGGGGAACCUCUGAUGAUAUCACAAUGGGCAUUCAGACCAAAAGAAAAAAAUGACAGUCACCUGACAGUGUGCUGCCCAGCUAACCCGCUGUACCUAUUUUGAAGAUUUUAAGAACUGAGCCUCCUGAAUAGUCUUCUUCAGAAUGAAAAGUGGUAACAGCCGAUGAGUAUCAAGAAAUUAUUUUCUGCAAAGGGACAAAGUUAAUUGUAUUUGGAACCCGUGACAGCACCUAUCGGGGAGAGACUUCUAAGCGAGGAGAAACGGCUCUACAGGUCAUAAAACUAUGGAAACGAGGUGGUUUUUGUCGAAGAUUCAGGAUGACUUUAGAGGUGGAAAAAUUAACCUAGAAAAAACUCACAGGUUACUUGAAAAAUUAGAUAUUCGGUGCAGUUAUAUUCAUGUGAAAAAUAUUUUUAAGGACAAUGACAAGCUGAAACAAGGAAGAAUCACCAUAGAAGAAUUUAGAGCCAUUUAUCGAAUUAUUGCACACAGAGAAGAAAUUAUUGAGAUUUUCAACGCGUAUUCUGAAAACCGGAAAAUUCUUUCAGAAUAUAAUCUGGUUCAAUUUCUGAUACAAGAACAAUAUACAGUUGAGAUGAGCCAAACUAUUGCUUUUGAGAUCAUUCAGAAAUAUGAGCCUAUUGAAGAAGUUAGGAAAGCACGCCAAAUGUCAUUUGAAGGUUUUACAAGAUACAUGGAUUCAUCUGAAUGUCUACUAUUUAAAAAUGAAUGUAGAAAAGUUUAUCAAGAUAUGACUCAUCCAUUAAAUGAUUAUUUUAUUUCAUCCUCACAUAACACGUAUUUGGUAUCUGGUCAGUUAGUGGGACCAAGUGACCUUUGGGGAUAUGUAAGUGCCCUUGUUAAAGGAUGCCGUUGUUUGGAGAUUGACUGCUGGGAUGGAGCCCAGCAUGAACCUGUUGUGUAUCACGGCUACACCCUCACCAGCAAACUUCUGUUUAAAACUGUUAUCCAAGCAAUACACAAAUACGCAUUCAUGACAUCUGACUACCCAGUGGUGCUCUCUUUAGAAAAUCACUGCUCUCCCGCCCAACAAGAAGUAAUGGCAGACAUUUUGCAGACUACUUUUGGAGAGUCCUUGCUUUCUGAUAUGCUUGAUGAUUUUCCUGAUACUCUACCAUCACCAGAGGCACUAAAAUUCAAAGUAUUAGUUAAAAACAAGAAAAUAGGAACCUUGAAGGAAACCCGUGAAAGAAAAGGUUCCAAUAAGCAUGGUCUGGUGGAGGAAUGGGAAGAAGAGAUGGCAGAUCUGGAGGAGGAGGAGGAGGAGGAGGAGGAACUCAAAGAAUCGGAAAUAUUCGAGUCUGUUUUAGGAGACAGUCAAGACAAGGAAACAGGGGUACAAAAGCCAUCUGGAGUAAUGCUUUUCAAGAAAAAGAAGAUCAGGAAGCUAAAAAUUUCUCUGGCCUUAUCUGAUCUUGUCAUUUAUACUAAAGCCGAGAAGUUCAGAAACUUUCAGCAUUCAAGAUUGUAUCAACAAUUUAAUGAAAGUAAUUCUAUUGGGGAGACACGAGCCCGAAAACUUUCAAAACUGCGAGUCCAUGAGUUUAUUUUUCACACCAGGAAGUUCAUUACCAGAAUAUAUCCCAAAGCAACAAGAGCAGACUCUUCUAAUUUUAAUCCCCAAGAGUUUUGGAAUAUAGGUUGUCAAAUGGUGGCUUUAAAUUUCCAGACUCCUGGUCUGCCUAUGGAUCUGCAAAACGGGAAAUUUUUGGAUAAUGGUGGUUCUGGAUAUAUUUUGAAACCACAUUUCUUAAGAGAUAGUAAAUCAGACUUUAACCCAAGUAACAUAAAAGAGAGCAUGCCGGUUACACUUACAAUAAGGCUCAUCAGUGGUAUCCAGUUGCCUCUUAGUCAUUCCUCAUCUAACAAAGGGGACACAUUAGUCAUUAUAGAAGUGUUUGGUGUUCCAAAUGAUCAAAUGAAGCAGCAGACUCGUGUAAUUAAAAAAAAUGCUUUUAGUCCAAGAUGGAAUGAAACAUUUACAUUUAUUAUUCAUGUGCCAGAACUGGCAUUAAUACGUUUUGUUGUUGAAAGUCAAGGUUUAAUAGCAGGAAAUGAAUUUCUUGGGCAAUAUACUUUGCCACUUCUGUGCAUGAACAAAGGUUACCGUCGCGUUCCUCUGUUGUCCAGAAUGGGUGAGAGCCUUGAGCCUGCUUCACUGUUCGUUUAUGUUUGGUACAUCAGAUAACAGCUAAUGAUAUCUGACACGUUGUUAGCUGUGCAUCACAAUAAAACAGCCAAAAUGAA